AUGACGUACACUAAUUGGGAAACGCACAUCUUGCCGUCGCUCUCACUUUUUAGAUGGUAUAAACUGAGUGAUGUUGUCGAUUAUUUACACAAUAUAAGAGACACCGUCAUUCUUUUUGAAAACAGGCCAGAUGCAAAAAGUAUUCAGAAGCCUGUGCAUUACCCCUUACCAGCCUCCUUAAACCAGCGUUUUCCAGAACAUGAAAUUUAUCUCUGCGAAGGGAUUGGAGAUUGGCACCUUAAAUUGGAUCUUUUAAGAUUGCUUUCAGCCAAGCUGUUCAAUAAAAUCUAUAACAACAAUAGCAUUGAGAAUGAAAAUGAUAGCUUAUUCAACUCAACAGGCCAUAUUGAGAUAUGUAUCUUGAAAGUAUCUAAUCAACUACUACAAUUAAUCGAACAAAGAACAGAUCUCAUAACCCGUAGUAAAUUUGAGUUGCGUUACAACUUGUUAUGGGAAACUGACUUUCAUGAUGUGAUGAGCUGUAAUAAUUGCUUUUGCAAGGCUUAUAAAAUGAUUGUAUGCGCAGCUUCAGCGAUUUUGCAAGUCCAUGAUGCUACUCAUGAACAGUGGAAACUCACCAAACGAAUCCCUACUGUCAUUUCUUCAGAGUACCUCUUGCUCGAUUGGAAGCCAUGUAAAAACAUUAGAAUCCAACAAAGAGUAGAAAAAGAGCCUAUGCUGCAUAACAAUAGUCAUGAAACAAAAAUUGUUACAAGAUAA
Molecule: messenger RNA, 720 nt
Organism: Mycotypha africana
Lineage: Eukaryota; Fungi; Mucoromycota; Mucoromycetes; Mucorales; Mycotyphaceae
Exons: 2
Coding region: 1-720 (239 amino acids)
Molecular function (GO): structural molecule activity
Source: RefSeq, a predicted model, not a curated record